Molecule: messenger RNA, 2261 nt
Organism: Acanthochromis polyacanthus (spiny chromis)
Lineage: Eukaryota; Metazoa; Chordata; Actinopteri; Pomacentridae
Exons: 3
Coding region: 749-1687 (312 amino acids)
Molecular function (GO): protein dimerization activity
Source: RefSeq, a predicted model, not a curated record
CAACUAGACGAGGGCUACAGAGCUGGCAUUAGAAGGCACAAUGAAGAGGUGACAAAAAAUCGUCACAUACUGUCCAGGAUAAUAGACUGUGUGAAAUUUUGUGGGGCCUUUGAGUUGGCUUUACGUGGCCAUGAUGAGAGUGAGAGCUCUGUUAACCCUGGGAUAUUUCGAGGGUUGGUGGAUUUUGUUGCCUCUCUGGAUGGAGCUUUGAAAGAGCACCUUGAAACUGCCACUGUUUUUAAGGGUACUUCAAAAACGAGCUCCUGGACUGUAUGGUGUCUGUUGCAAGGGAACAAAUAAUUAAAGAAGCCCAAAAGAGUGUUUUUGUGUCAAUCCAGGCAGAUGAGACAACAGAUAUUUCAACACAGUCACAACUUGUGCUUGUACUACGCUACACUGAUGACAAACACAGUGUGCAGGAAAGAUUUUAUGAAUUCAUUCCUCUGCAGUCAGCUACGUCUGAGUCCAUUGCUGCUGCAUUAACAGAGCGUCUUGCUGCCAUCAGUCCUGAGGAUCAGAAAAGGAAGCUAAUCUGCCAGGCGUAUGAUGGAGCCACUGCAGGUGUUCAGAGGAAAAUCAAAGAUGUGUACCCAAAUGCCCACUAUACCCACUGCUAUGCACACCAACUCAACCUGAUCAUGCAGCAGGCCACCGCUCACAUUUCCAAGGUGAGAAUUUUUUUUCUGACCUGAGUGGAUUUGCCAGCUUUUUACCCAGAUCAGCCAAGCGUACAGCUGUUCUUGAUAAAAUGGUGGCCCAUAGACUGCCAACAUCCAGCAAUGUCAGAUGGAACUUUCACAGCCGAGCCAUCAACACUGUGUUUGAGCACAGAGAGGAUCUCAUUCAGGGUUUGGAGAACAUACGAGACUCAGGUGACUUUGAUGCCAGUACCAUCAGAGAGGCAGGAGCCGUGGCCAUGCUGCUGGAACAUCAGGACUUUAAGUUCUUUCUGGAACUUUUUCGCCACAUCAUGCCACAUGUGGACCUGCUCUAUGCCAAGCUCCAGAAGAAGAACAUAGAUGCAGUCCACAUAAAAGUGAGCAUCCAGCAGUUUGAACAGGACAUGGAAAACAUCAGAAAUUCUCUCCAUUCCAUGGGUGAGCAAAGAAGUGGCUGUCCGACAGCAAAGAGGCACUCAGUUCAGAGGAUCGUCAAAGGGUUGCAGAAGAGAUCUGCAACACCAUUCUGGGACACACCAAGGAGCUUCUCCUUCAGCGACCAUCUCAUCUGUGCAACCUUGUUGCAGGGGGACAGGUUUGAAGAACAUCACGGGUCAUUUCCUGAAGAGGCACUGCAACGCACUUUGAAGGCCUACCCGAUGCUGAAUGGAAGCAAGCUGAAGACAGAACUCGGUGUCAUCUACAGCAAAGUAGAGUUCAGAGCCUGCUGUGGUGCACUGGACCUAUUCCAGCUGUUCAUGGAGAACAAUCUUGAAGUUGUCUUUUCAGAAACUGUCAAUCUUUUAAGGAUCCUGAUCACCACACCCAUGACCACAGCUGAAGCAGAGAGGUGUUUCUCAACCUUGAAAAGAGUGAAACCUUUUCUCAGAAACACCAUGACCCAGGAAAGGCUGAAUGCCUUGACCAUGCUCUCCAUGGAAAAGAGACUUGUUUGUGAAAUGACAGAUUUCAAUCAGAAAGUCAUUGAUAAAUUGAAGGAGAGGAGAGCAAAAUUUAUCUUCAAGUAAUUGUUUUGUUGUGUUGUAAUGCCCGUCUGCUAGUGUGCCCCCCAAAAUAUUUUAUCACCAGCCACCACUGUCCAGGAGCACUGAAGAAUUUAACCCCUUCACAUGCUGAAUGGAUUGAAACUGCAUUUAUGUUAGGUAGGAAACUUCUUGUUAUGAAGUGAAAGGACCCCUCUUCUCCCACAGCUGCCAUGUGCUUCAUCCAAUGAGGAAAAUUUGCUGCUCUGGAGAAUCUAUCAUUCAGGUUCCUCAAUAAGGUGGACCUUUAUGUGUAUAAGUGGGAAAGAUACCAGGUUUAUAUGGACAGAGGACAAUAGGGUCUGGAGUCGAUGGUUUACUGACUGUAAUAUAGUGAUGUGGCUAAAUGGCAAUCUUGGAUAGAGUGCACCGGGAUAAUGUGUGGUUUUUUGUUUGUUUUGUUGCUUGUUUUUAUAUUUUGUUUUGUGUUCUUGCAGAUAUGCAUUGUAUAUCUGACUCUGAAAAUAUUUACUGAGGUACCUUCAUUCUGCCUCUGUAUGUCUCUUUGUAAAAGGUGAAAACAAUCAAAAUAUUAAUCAUAAAAAAUGACUGUAAUCAA